GAAGACAAGGAGAGGAGAGAAUGUGGGGCGCUAACGCAGCUCAAAACGCUGUACGUCAGUGCUGACAUGACAACCGAGACCACUCAGCAGCAGCUGGACCCUCCGCCUCCUCUGAGAUCCAGCCCGGCGUCCGGCGUCUUGCACCCCGCUAUGCUGAGCUCACAGGCCGCCACGGAAAGCGCUUCUGCGGGCGCCAAGGGAAAGAAGAGCAGCUCGGGUCUGAGGCGACCAGAGAAGCCUCCGUACUCCUAUAUCGCUCUUAUCGUCAUGGCAAUACAAAGCUCGCCGACCAAACGUCUGACCCUCAGUGAGAUCUACCAGUUCCUGCAGGCUCGCUUCCCGUUCUUCAGAGGUUCAUAUCAAGGCUGGAAGAACUCAGUCCGACAUAAUUUGUCACUGAACGAGUGCUUUAUCAAGCUGCCCAAAGGACUAGGCCGGCCCGGGAAAGGCCACUACUGGACCAUCGAUCCGGGCAGCGAGUUCAUGUUCGAAGAGGGUUCGUUUCGGCGCAGACCAAGAGGCUUCAGGAGGAAAUGCCAAGCCUUGAAGCCCAUGUACCGGAUGAUGAACGGCAUCGGCUUCGGCACCUCUAUUCUCCCGCAGAGCUUCGACUUCCAGGCUCCAUCCGCCACCCUUGCCUGUCACAGCAACAGCUACAACCUGGACAUGAUGAGCAAUUCGAUGGCUGGAGGAUACGACGGCCUGAGUGGGGGCCACCAUGUCCCCCACAUGUCCCCAAGCCCCGGAUCUACGUACAUGGCGAGCUGCCCUGUCCCUCCGAGCGGGGAGUAUGGGCCGGACAGCAGCAGCAGCCCAGUCCCGUCCUCUCCGGCUAUGGCCAGUGCACUGGACGGCCAUUCCCCGUACGCCUCAACGUCCGCGCAUUGGGCUUCCUCCGGCGGCUCCCCCUACAUCAAACAGCAGUCCCUGGCCUCCAGCAGCACGGCGUCGUCCGGUUUACACUCCGGCAUGUCGCCCUAUUCUCUGGAGCAGAGUUACCUCCACCAGAACGGCAGGGACAGCCACUCAGCUGACAUAUCAGUGGGCAUUCCGCGCUACCAGAGCCACUCCUCGGUGUGCGACAGGAAGGACUUUGUGUUGAACUUUAACGGCAUCUCGUCCUUCCACCCCUCGGCCAGCGGAUCCUACUACCACCACCACCACCACCACCCGCAGAGCGUGUGUCAGGACAUCAAACCGUGCGUGAUGUGAGCUCGGACUCCCCGCAGAGGGAGGGAGGGGCACCGACGGUCACAGUGAAACUGCAGCUCCGUCACAUCUGAAGAAACAGAAGCAAAACAAGCGGACAUGUCGAUUUUGAAGGAGUCGUGGACGCACCCGCGUCCACUUUCACGUGUUUGUCUUUUGAGUGCAACUUAAAUAUGUCUAUUUCUGUUGGACUUCAGGAGAAAAUGCAUUGAAGGAAACGAACGAAGAAACCCCAGAGGCAUCUUUAGUAAAAACCACUUCGCCUUAAUGAACCCUGACGAGCUUUCUUCCUCCAAAGAAGCCUCAGAAACACCGACUGUUAAUGCGUUUGCCCUUGUAACACGCGCAAACUACUUAUAACCCAUGUAACUAUGAUUUUUGUUGUUGUUGUUUUUACAUUGUUUGUAUAAGUACACACACAACGCUUUAGACUUCCAUGAACUGCAACAAAUCUUGCACUUAUUGUAUAACCAUUGCCAACUUUUUUUUUUUUUUUGACU
Xiphophorus maculatus (southern platyfish) is the source of this 1709-nucleotide messenger RNA. It is a transcript of the gene foxf2, whose product is annotated as forkhead box F2. The record is from RefSeq and is a predicted model, not a curated record. The transcript has 3 exons. Gene Ontology annotation, biological process: animal organ morphogenesis; regulation of transcription by RNA polymerase II. The coding region runs from base 67 to 1212 and encodes 381 amino acids. Gene Ontology annotation, molecular function: DNA-binding transcription factor activity, RNA polymerase II-specific; RNA polymerase II cis-regulatory region sequence-specific DNA binding. Gene Ontology annotation, cellular component: nucleus. NCBI's taxonomy places the organism in Eukaryota, Metazoa, Chordata, Actinopteri, Cyprinodontiformes, Poeciliidae.